AGUGGCGGCAAGGUCGGGCGGUGAGAGAAGCGUCAAAAUGGCCGCCAUGUAAACAAGCUGUAGUGGCCCCCGUUUUCAGUUGCAGCUUAUUGGCAAGGGCAGUGUCCAUCAGCAGGAAGACGUGCCAGAAUAUGAAAAUCAAAACUCACCUUGCCGCUUCUCUUCCCUGGGAAGACCUACAUUUGACUGAAGCGUGUUCUAGAAGCGUGUUUUGCUUUAUUUCCAACCAUCUGUAGUUGUGCUAGAUGAGUAUGAACAAGGCUCUUUGAUCCAAUAUGUGGAGUGGUCUAUUACCUCCUGGUGUGAAUGAAAGUGAUGUUGACACGAGUUCUGAUGAUGAAGGAACUUUGGAUGGUCCUGGGUCUGUCUUAAAGGAGGAAAGAGAACAAAAAGAUUUCAAAAACAUUCAGGCUUCUGACUCAGAAAUACAGGAACCUGAAAAUAUCACUGAAAGCAAACCUUGUGCAGCAGAUGAAGUGCGGGAAUCCAAAAUGUGUCCUUCUGGAGUUUCUUUAGAUAUGUGGAAUAAAUUUCAGGGUCUGCAAAAGAAAAACUUUGAAAUAAAAGUCCAAGUGAAAAAUCAGAGAGACAGGGGACAAAAGAGAAAGCGUUACAGAAAAGCUAAUUUGAAAAAGAACAAUCAAGGAACUGAAAGCCAACAAUCCAUAAACGAAAGUCAAUUGAAAGAGCUGACUCAAUAUUUUGGAAUUAAUGAUAGGUUUAAACCACUUGCAAGCAAGGAAGCCCCUCCAAAGUCUGGCCUUGAAAUCAGCAUAGACAGAUCGUUGGCAGAAGGAGAUAUUUCACAAGCUGAGGAGCUAAGUGAUAGAUUAGCUACUAGAGAACUUGGUGUGAAAAUUGCCAAAGCUGCUGCUUGCCGAAAUUUUGUGAAAGCAAAGCAAGAUGCAGAGGCUUCUCAAGAAGCCCGAAAGAAAAAGAAGCUUGCAUGGGGGUUUGAAGCCAAGAAAAGAUGGGAAACAAAGAGCAACAUGGGAUAUAUGUAGUUGGUUGUGUCUUGGAAGGGAGAACACAUUUUAAAGCUAAGGGAAAAGAUUUGUUCAUACUGAAGAUACAUAAAUUAUAUUUUCAUUUGGUGGUUGUUUUUUAUUUGCUUUAUUUGUGCAGCUGGAGAAAUCAUUGUGGAGUAAUUUAGGUUUCCAUUCCAUACUUUGUUAAGUAUCUCUAAGUAUAUCUCUGAUAUCCUACCUUCAGCUCCCAGCAUGUUUCCAGUUUAUUCCCUUUCACAGAUCCUCAAGAUUUAAAGUCUUUUGUUUGUUUUAGUACAAUUAAAAUACAAACUUGGAAAAAAAA
Molecule: messenger RNA, 1311 nt
Organism: Elgaria multicarinata webbii
Lineage: Eukaryota; Metazoa; Chordata; Lepidosauria; Squamata; Anguidae
Gene: FAM204A
Product: family with sequence similarity 204 member A
Exons: 9
Coding region: 276-1004 (242 amino acids)
Source: RefSeq, a predicted model, not a curated record